Molecule: messenger RNA, 633 nt
Organism: Anisakis simplex (herring worm)
Lineage: Eukaryota; Metazoa; Nematoda; Chromadorea; Rhabditida; Anisakidae
Source: the annotation of a GenBank genome assembly
AUGUACACUCGUUUCCUGUUUUAUCUUCUCUUUUUGGCUAGCAAUUGCUUUGCGUUGAAUGAAGGUGGCCCAGGACCUGUGAUGUCUGGCUCAGGAAACGUAAAUACGGGUGAUGUAUCACCCCUUCAAGGAGGCCCCGGACCAGCGCUACCGCCAAACAAUGCUGGAGGCCCCGGACCAGCGCUACCGCCAAACAAUGCUGGUAAGUUUGAAGAAUUGUGCUUAUGUGUCGAUAAUGUUUCAUGGUUUGAUUGCAUCUAUGUUAUGUUGAAUGUAGAUCAAGAAUAUUUCGUUGAAGACAGUAGUUUAGGACCAGCAAUACAUCCAACGAAUCCCAAUGAAUGAGGCCCCGGACCAGCGCUACCGCCAAACAAUGCUGGUGGACCGGGUCCAGUUGUUAGUGGCUCAGGCUCCGGUAAGGUAAAAAGGGAUAAUGGAAAAACGGAUCAUUCAAAAGAGAAAGGGGGUCCGACGCCUUUUUCGAGUGGUCCAGCCCUUGGAAGGCAUGGCCUUGAAGAGGGACCAUUGAGAAUGCCUUUUAUUGGUGGUCCUGGUCCGAUAAUCAGUGGUUCCGGUAUCGGUAACGUGUGGCAAAAGGCAAACGAAGAAGCUGCCAAAAUGCAUCAUCAUUGA